UCAGAUUGAAUGACGUCACCGGAAAUGAAUGGCUGACAACUAUCCAAGAAGGUGCCAGGAAUGUUGUGAUGUUAUAUUAGCAGUUUUCACCUUAAAGUUGACAAAGAAUCCGAAUAAUAUCGAUCAGAGUCAUAAAAUUUUCUGAUGGAUGUGGCUACAGACCAAUACUUUGAUGUCAUUGGACAUAAUUUUCUAGAUACCAUUGACCUUGACAUCAUGGAGCAAACAAUCAUCGAUGACGUCAUGGCGGAAAUAACUGUGUCAGAACAAAUCACCAUGACUGAACCAGUAAUAUCCCGAUGUCACAGUGAACCGGUUAUAGCGGAAGCACCAAUAUCUCGCACUAUAAGUGAGCCAGUGUUGAAAAAUGUGAUAGAAGCUGUAGAUGUUGAGGGACUGCUGGAACAGUUUGAAGAAGCCUCACAGAAUAUGGACAGUAAGGUGUCUGAAGAGGUUCAGGGGGAAACGCCAGUAUUUACUCUACACACCUCAGCUGAAGAAUCAGAUGGGAAAGAUAAAAAUGGCAAUAUGGAAAAGAAGGAAUUAACAAGUGAUAUGUUACUAAAACUGAAAUCUUCAAACAAACCGAAGUCUGCAGUAAUGCUACCCAUGAUGGUCCCCGCCAAGCGAGGCAGGGGACGUGCAAUGACAAGGGGUCACCCGGUGGCACUUCCAGCAGGCUGCACGCCAAGACGAUUGCAGCGUGUUAUGAUGCAGAAUUCAGAAUUGAAAGACAGUCUUGCGUUAGCUGAGGAAGAAAUUGUCUCAAAUAAAGACCAGGUUGAUUGCGAUGAAGUUGUAACCAAAAGUGUUGCAGAUGCUAAAAUCACUCAUCUUGGAUCAGAGGUCAAAAAGAAAGACCUGAAUUCAAAUGUGGAUCAGAACUACUUUGAACAUGUUUCUGAUCAUGAUUAUUUCAAGAUUUCUGGAAAGACAGAGGCUUCUUCAUCAUCCAGUGGGAAAGAAUCAAUUUGUGAAAAAGAUGUUUAUUUUGAUAUUGAAGAAGGGGAAAUACUUGAUGACGAUAUUAAUAAAGAAAAAAGUAAAAAUCUCAAAUCAAAAAAUCGUGAAGACUUGUCGGAGGAUCGCGGCGAUCCUGCUCAGUUUUUUGAUAAAUUACCUUCGUAUUAUACAGCUUUGUCAAUACCUAGGAAACAAGUGAAAAAGACUGCUUCUUGUGUUACAGGAAGAGGGGGUAUUACGGUUAACGACUAUUUUGAAAGAGACGUUUCUCCUAUCAGAGACCCAUCCACUUAUAGUAAAUUACCAGAAUACUGUAGUUCAUUCACUAACAGUACAAGAUAUGAUUCUUUAGCUGAUGGAAGUUCACAGAAAUGUAAUGACGAUAGUAAAGCUAGUAGCGGAUAUUCAAGUCUCACUCAUAGCCCAGAUCUUUCAUUACGACCUUCAAGGUCAAAAUCACGUUCUCUUUCUAGAAGUAAUUCAAGAUCAUUCUCUAGAUCAAGGUCGGGGCAACGAAGAUAUCGACAGCGGAGGAAGUCAUCAUACUCUUCAUGUUCGGGAUACUCUAGUUCGGGAUCAUCAUGCUCAAGGUCUUCAUGCUCAGCCUCUUCUUGUUGUAGGUCAAGGUCACAGUCAAGUAGCGGCUCAAGUUCAAGGUCAUUAUCGUGUUCUACCUGUGGGUCGAGAUCAUCAUCUUUGUCAUCAAGGUCACCUUCAAGGUCGCCAUCAAAAUCACCUUCAAGAUCGCUAUCAAGAUCACCAUCAAGAUCCCAAGAACGUUCAUGGAGAAGAGAGCGAAAUUUAAGAGAAGAGCGUUCUAGAAGAAAAACGAGGUCAAGAAGUAGAUGCCGGUCACGAUCUCGCAGGAGGCGAUUCAGAAAGUCACGAUCUAGAUCAAGGUUACGCUCUUAUUCAAGGUCAAGGUCAAGAGGAUACAGAAGCAGAAGUAGAAGCAGGAGCUUGAGGAGAUUACGGGAAAUUCGCCGUAGAGAUGAAUCUCUGGAAAGAUUUAGAGAACAACGGAAAAAACAGAGAGAAGAAGAGAAAGAGCAGCAAAUGAAAGAGCGAAGGAUUGUUUACGUUGGGGGUCUGCCACACAGAUACUCAAGACAUUCCUUACGAGAUCAUUUCUCCAGAUUUGGACCUAUAGAAAAUGUACAGCUGCACUUUAGAGAACGCGGAGAUAACUACGGCUUUGUUACCUUCACAUAUACCUGUGAUGCUUUUGCUGCUAUUGAGAAGGGCAAAAAGAUUCCUGCAUUAGAAAAAUUUGACUUGUGUUUUGGAGGGAGACGACAGUUCUGUGAUGUGGAUUAUGCUGACUUGGAUGGCAAUAAAGAGAUAGAAGAAGAGUUUGACUCUAAACCUCCAAAGAGAGGUGCCAUGGACUUUGAUGAAUUACUUAGGCAAGCUAAAGCUGGAAUCAAGAGGUCAUGACAGAGAAUGAAUGGCUGUGUACAAGACUUGUUAACUUACAUAUUAGUAUUAGAUAAAAAUUAUGUACAUAUUUGGUUUAGAUGAUAAAUGUUAUCAAUUAUCAAACUUCAAAAUAAUUUGUAUAUAUACUUAGAAUCAGGUAGAUUCUGUAAGAUAAAAUGCCACUUUGCAACGGAAAAAAUGCCACUUUGGAUGGCGGAACAAUUACAAUGAAAUGAAAAUUGUUUUAGGAAACAAUGAAGCAGUAUAAUGUUUGAGUACAGAAGAAAAUAGUAUAGAGAAGUAUUGAAGAUGACUAACAUUUCCAAGACAGGAUUGAAGGAAAAGCUGAAGUUGAUGUGAAAUACACAGUCAAACUUGUCCAAAAAAUCAUUUGUAAACAGAGGUCACCUUGUUCUUAUGUGAAAAUGAAAUCUCAAUUUUAGGUCACUGUGAAAUCAAGUUUUUCAUUGGCUCAAAGUUUCAUGGUUCUGGUCAGAAUGGCUAUUUUGUGGAUAUAAUGACUUUUUGGAUUUUUAGUUUGAAUUUUUAUCCACAAAAAAUUAGUCUGCAACGAAAAUUGAUGACUUUGCACACUAUUUGCGAAGGCUUAGUCUGAUUCUAGUGUAGAACUGGUAUAUUGUGCUGUUGCAGUUAGUAAAUUGUUAAUAUAUGGGGAAAUAUUAAGUGAAACAUUACCAUGGUAGUACAACAUAUGAGCCGCGCCAUGAGAAAACCAACAUUGUGGGUUUGCAACCAGCAUUGAUCCAGACCAGCCUGCGCAUCCGCGCAGUCUGGUCAGGAUCCAUGCAGUUUGCUAACAGUUUCUCUAAUUCCAGUAGGCUUUGAUAGCGAAUAGCAUGGAUCCUGACCAGACUGCGCGGAUCCGCAGGCUGGUCUGGAUCCAUGCUGGUCGCAAACCCACUUUGUUGGUUUUCUUAUGGCGCGGCUCAUAUAUUGGCUGAGAUAUGACUGUAGAUCCAUACUUCUAGAGUGACCUCAGCACUCUGGUUACCAAUAGUAUGUAUUCGACCUAGUAUAUAAAUUUAGCUAUCUCACUAGGCCAUCCUGAUUACAUCUGUAUUAACAAUACUAAAAAAAUCAGAAAUGAUCUCGCGGUUUAGUAAAGAUUUAAUUAUUAGUCUGAAAUAAAUGGUAGGAAAAUACAACUAAGCUCUAACAAAGUUUCAAGUGUUAGAGUUGGAAGUUGUUCCAAAAAAUAGCCCAAUUGUUACUUUUUGUUAGUUAUUAAUCAUGAUUCGAUUUGUGGUGUGUCAGAAUUGGUCCAGAUAACUUUAGUAUUUUGCCUUUUUUUGUACAUUAUUUUUUACAUGCACAUAAAGAAUUGUAAUACUUUAAUCAAUAUGUUAAAUAGGGUUCCCAAAUAAUUAGGGUAAUGAUCAGGGAAUAGAAAAAGCCAUUCCUGGUCCUGGAAGUUAGGGUGGGGAGACGACUCUCAUCCUGAUGCACUAACAGUAGGUUAUUUUGAGGUAUGUUGGAAUUUUAGAAUUUGUACACAAACCCAGAUUUUCACAGGCGAUCACAUUGUGAAGGAUUUAUUAGUGAUUUGUUCACAUCAUGAAAUUAUUACUUGUUACUGAUUCUUGUGGACAUACAUUAGCAGAAGCAGGACACUGAUGCAGGUUGGAAGUGUGAUAAGAAUUUAAUAUUAUAAUGUUCUUAAGGGCAGAAUUGAAAAUAGAACAUGUUUAUUGGAUUUCAGGGUUACAGCUUUUGAUAUAACACUUGUAAAAAUGCACAAGCAGAUGGGCAGUAGCUUAUUGAUAACAGCGUGUAAACUGUUAAGUUUUUGUUACUGAUUUAAAGUUUUAUUCCUUUAUAUGAAAUCUUACAUUUUGUACCUGUAAAUUGUGUGAAACGGUCUGUUUUUAGCUCACCUUAGCACGAAGUGCUCAAAGGUGAGCUUUUGUGAUCUCCCUGUGUCCGUCGUCCAUCGUCAGAAACUAGGUCACCAGGUCAAAUUAAAGGAAAAGCUUGUUAACACUCUAGAGGCCACAUUUAUGACUGUAUCUUCAUGAAACUUACCGUAUUUUAGUGUGUAUAGGUCGCACUUUUUCUACCCAUUUUGCUGCCUGAAAAAGUUCCUGCGACCUAUACGACAGAACAUUGCCAGCAGUUUUUUUUUCGGGCCAAUUUUCUGACCGUAGCUCUCGCAAAAUUACGUGCAUCUGUUACGAACGAACAAAAUGGAUAAAAAAUAUCAAUAUCCGCGGCUUUUCAACCAAUAGCGGUUACUUUCAAUAAAAUAUAUCGUAAAUAACCCAUACAGACUACUAAAAUUACGAAUGACUUUAAUUCAAAGAUGUUUUUGCAGUCUGAAUUACGUUUGUUUCUACUUUCGUUUUACUGGACGCCAUUAACAUGUACUCCGGGUUGGAUAAAAUCCGGACAGAUCCGUCCUCCAUUCCAAACAUUGUUUAUACUAAUUCUUAGUGUAUUAAAAAGCUUGAAUGAUUAUUUUUUACUUUUGAUUUUUAAAUAAAAGAAAAAAAUCCAAAAAGAGAUAUUUUGUUAAUCUUUUUACUCAGAAUCAAAAGAACGCGGUUAAUUACAUGACACGGAAAGAUGUUAUAAUUGCUGUGCAAACAAUUCACACUUAAACUUGCAUGAUAACAGACGUCUGCUGCCAAUUAGUGUCAAAAAGCCGCUUUUCUUUGAUGUAGUCUGUUACCGAUACUACUGUUGGUACGAAACGGUUGGGAACGAAAAUAACACAGUCCGAUUUCCACCAAUCAGGUUCUGAUAAUAAUUCAGUCCGCGGCAUCAAUAUGGCCGCCGCCAUAACUUUUUUGCCGGUAAAUAUUAAAUAUUGCUGGGGAAAAAAUCCGAAAUUUAACUGCGACUAAUACGCUAGAAGUUAAAUUUUCUGACCAUUUCCAGAGCAAAAAUUAGAUGCGGACUGUACAUUACCGCGACCUAUACACACCAAAAUACGGUAGUCAGAAUGUUAAACUUGAUGAUCUUUAGGACAUGUUCGAAUCUUGGUCAUGUCUGUUCAAAAACUAGGUCACUGGGUCAAAUCAAAGGAAAAGCUAGUUAACACUUUAGAGGCCACAUUUAUGAAAUAUCUUAAUGAAUCUUGGUCAAAAUGUUAAUCUUGAUGAUCUUUAGGUCAAGUUUAAAUCUGGGUCAGGUGGGGUGAAAAACUAGGUUACUAGGUCAAACAAAGGAAAAUUUUGUUAACACUCUAGAGGCCACAUUUAUGAUUGUAUCUUCAUGAAACUUAGUCAGAAUGUUAAACUUGAUGAUCUUUAGGUCAAGUUUGAAUCUGGGUCAUGUCGGGUCAAAAACUAGGUCACUGGGUCAAAUCAAAGGAAUAGCUAGUUAACACUUUAGAGGCCACAUUUAUGACCAUAUCUUAAUGAAACUUGGUCAGAAUGUUAUCUUGAUGAUCUUUAGGUCAAUAGGUCAGGUGAGCGAUACAGGGCCUUCAUAGCGAUACAGGGCCUUCAUGGCCCUCUUGUUUUUUGUCUUUUAAAAGUGAAAUAUUGUUUGGUGUGAGCUUACAUAAGUUUGAAUUAAUUCAUAUGCACUUCAUCUGUAAUGAAAUGCUUUUCAUGUAUAUUGUGGUUUUAUGACAAAUAUUGGAAUAUUUACCUCUCUUGUGUUAAUGAAAUAGUCCGUAAUUUCUUUAUCAUCAGUGUUAUAAAUUUGUGAAUCAUAGAGGGUCAUAAUUUCGGACUAAAUUCUUAUUAUUCACAUUUAUUUUGAAUUUGCAAUUUGAAAUUUCUUGAAAAAAAAAAAAACACCCAAAAUUGAGCCCACCCAGCAGUAAGCUAGGGAAAUCAAUUAUCUUUUUGACACAGAGAAAAAGAAAUUAUUUUUAUAUAAAUAUAGUAAGAUGUGUUAUAUAAAGGGACUGUGAUAGAGUUAUAAGUGACUGUAGUAGAGACAAACAUUUUGAUUAACCCUUACCCUGCUCAAUUUUUAAAAUGGACUGGUCCAUCAUUCAGUUUGGGCAGUACCAUUUACUAUUCGAAGGGGUGUUCACUGAAAAUUUACUGACUCAGACUGAAUAGCAAACAGUGCAGACCAUGAUCAGCCUGCACGGAUGUACAGGAUCCGUGCAGGCUGAUCUUGGUCUGCGCUGGUCACAAAGGCAGAAUCACUAGCAGCUAGCAGGCUAAAGGUUAAGAAGUGAUGAAAUGAAUUUAUUACAUGUUAAAGAUGUGUUUUUGCUAUCUUUAGGGCAUUAUAUAUCUGUAUAUCUGUGGUCAGUGUUGAGCCAACUCCCAUGAUGCUAGUUCAAGCAUGUUUAUACAAGUUGUGGUAUUCUCUCCUCCAGCUAUGUGUAUGUUACCAUAGAAACAUUAUAUGAAUAAGAUGUCAUUGAAACAUAACAGUAUGAUUCCCAGUGUGCAUUUAUUGCUGACUGUUGGGAAUAAUGAUGGAAAACACAUCUGUAAAAGGGGAUGUGAAAGUUACUCGUGCAAGUAGUGUUUUCUGCCAUUAGUCUCAGCAGUGCUGUUAAAUUAAAACUGUAUUGUAAGUUUCAUCAUGACAGUAUUUGCCUAUACCUUCAUGCUUCUUUCAAUGAAUUUUAGAAUUGCAGGCAGAGUUCAAAUUACAGUUGAAAUAAACACUGUAUAGAAGUUA
Messenger RNA from Mercenaria mercenaria, 6996 nucleotides. Its product is annotated as serine/threonine-protein kinase PRP4 homolog. The transcript is spliced from 12 exons. The record is from RefSeq and is a predicted model, not a curated record. Gene Ontology annotation, cellular component: nucleus. Bases 145 to 2400 code for a protein of 751 amino acids. Gene Ontology annotation, molecular function: RNA binding; transcription factor binding. Gene Ontology annotation, biological process: positive regulation of transcription by RNA polymerase II. Lineage: Eukaryota; Metazoa; Mollusca; Bivalvia; Venerida; Veneridae.